AUGAAAAAAUUUGGUGUUAACAGCGUGCGAUGUUCCCAAAACGGUUUCGGCAUGAAAAGCCAAUUAUCUAGUUAUCAAUCCCUCCGUCCGCCAUAAAACUCUAAUAAAGGUCAGUUCUAUGUAUAUACUAGAGCUCUACUUAAACGCGUGUCGGCAUAUCGAUUGACGAGAAGUUGCGGUUGUGAAUCGUUCAGUCUUCAGUCUUCGUGUGAAGUCGAAAGUACGCGCGCAUUCUUUUUCGUGAGACACAGAUCGUGUCACUUAACGCUUGUCAAAAAGUGGCAAAUAGAAACCGAGAAUAUGUCCAUACAAUUUUAUUACUAUCCUCUGAGCCCACCUUGCCGAGCUGUGAUGCUCACUGCGGAAGCGAUUGGACUCGAGAUAGAGCUAAUAGAGCUGAACUUAAUGGCUGGCGAACACUUGACACCGGAAUUCGAAGAGUUAAAUCCGCAAAAGACGAUCCCUUUCAUGGUGGACGACGAUCUCAAGCUGUCGGAAAGUCGAGCUAUUAUGUCGUACUUGGUUGACCAAUACGGCGAAAAUGACAGCUUGUAUCCGCAAAAUACGGAAAUGCGUGCCUUGGUUAAUCAGCGAUUGUACUUCGAUCUCGGCACGCUCUAUGCUAGUGUAUUCAGUUAUUAUAUAUCUGUGUUCAAAAAACUCACCGAUACGUACGAUCCAGCGGAAUUUGAAAAGCUAACAGAGGCCUUCCGAAUUCUGGAUACUCUCCUCGAAGGACAAGAAUACGUGGCUGGACCCAACUUGACGAUUGCUGAUUUUGCUUUGGUCACGUCUGUGACUACAGCAGAAGCUUUCGGGUUCGAAAUGGAGGAGUAUAAGAACGUUUCCGAUUGGUUAGAAAGAGUAAAAACAUCCGCACCUGGAUAUGAAAAGGCUAAUGGUGAGGCAGUCGAGACAUUUAAGCAAAUUGUGCAAGAGUCACGAGGUAACGAAGAAGAAGGAAAAGAAGAAGGGGAAGAAGAAAAGGAAGAAGAAGAAGAGAAGGAAAAAGAAGAAUCAGAAGGGGAAGAAGAAAAGGAAGAAGAAGAAGAGAAGGAAAAAGAAGAAGAAGAAGAGAAAGAAGAAGAAGAAGAAGAGUGAAUGAAUCAGUGAAACGAGUAACAUUAUAUAAAAAAAUAUAUUGUUUCAAUCUUUAA
This is a messenger RNA of Dinoponera quadriceps, 1157 nucleotides long. RefSeq names its product glutathione S-transferase 1-1-like. Bases 301 to 1101 code for a protein of 266 amino acids. Gene Ontology annotation, molecular function: glutathione transferase activity. NCBI's taxonomy places the organism in Eukaryota, Metazoa, Arthropoda, Insecta, Hymenoptera, Formicidae. Gene Ontology annotation, biological process: glutathione metabolic process. The record is from RefSeq and is a predicted model, not a curated record. The transcript has 6 exons.